AUGUACUCCUCGAACUUCUCCGAUGCAGCCAAAUCCCCGCCGUCGGCACCGGCUACCGGUAUUCCGGUGAGCUCGUCCUCCGAGUUUUAUUCGAAUGAGGCCCGGCCUUAUAUUCAAGCCAAGCCUCAGGUCCCUUGGUCCACGGGGCUCUGUGAUUGCGGUUCCGAUGUCCACAACUGUUGUGUUACGUUGUGGUGCCCGUGUAUUACUUUUGGGCAGGUCGCUGAGAUAGUUGACAAAGGAUCAAGCUCGUGCGGGCAGAGUGGUGCAUUAUACGCGCUGCUGAUGUGCGUGACGGGAUGCGCUUGUUGCUUAUCGUGCUUCUAUCGGUCUAAAAUGAGGCAACAGUAUUUGCUGCACGAGUCCCCCUGUGGGGACUGUUUGGUUCACUGCUUUUGUGAGUCGUGCGCCCUCUGCCAGGAGUAUCGUGAGCUUAUGAAUCGUGGCUUUGACAUGACCAUUGGAUGGCACGGCAAUGUGGAGAGGCAGAAUCGCGGGGUCGUUAUGGCUCCGAUCUCUGAAUCGGGCAUGAGUAGAACUGAUGAUAAGCAAAAAGGCAAAGCAGUUGUGCAACCAAAAGUAGCUGAUAAGAAAAAAGGCAAAGCAGCUGUGAAACCAAAAGUAGCUGAUAAGCAAAAAGGCAAAGCAGUUGUGCAACCAAAAGUAGCUGAUAAGCAAAAAGACAAAUCAGAUGUGCAAGAAGAAGCUGAUAAGCAAAAAGGCAAAUCAGAUGUGCAACCAAAAGUAGCUGAUGUUACUGUUAUGGAAGAAGAUUUGGACCAGCUUAUUGAUAAUUUUCAUGAGGAAAGCACAGAUGAGGAGUAUAUUCCAGAAGAAGAAAGUUCUGAAUCAGAUGGAUUGAGUGGAGAUGAAUUAGGAACUGAUGAUGAAGAAUACUUUGAAGCAAGGAGAAGAAGAGCUGCCUCCAAAGUUGCAGAUAAAGAAACUGAAAACUUUGCAUUCUCUUCUGAAACUGGCAUCCAGUCUAUGAGGGAAGAUCAGUCUGAUUAUGCAGACUCAGAAGAAGAGGUUUAUUCUGAUUCUUCAAGCUCAGGAGGGUUUAGUGGAGAUGAUGAUGCGCAUGACGUCCUACAUCAAUUUCUUACCGGAUGGGAGCCUCCUACCAAAGAAGUUGAAGGGGUGAAACACGAGAAAAAUGAAGCUGAAUAUAGUACAGGUGAGAGCUCGUCGCCCAACUUCAAUUCAAAAGCACUCAAUGCAAUUUUUGGCACGAUCGAUGAGAACAUGUUUCGCUUAAUUAGCACGUGCACUACUGCCAAAGAUGCAUGGGACACCUUGCAACGUCAUUGUGAGGGUUCAAAGAGUGUUUGUCAAACGAGGUUGCGACUCCUUGCAGCAAAAAUCGAGACAAUUCGGAUGCUCGAAAAUGAGAACAUCUCGUCAUACACGGCCAAGUUGAUGAAUAUUGCGAACGAGUGCUACUCUCUUGGAGAACCGAUCUCGAAUGAAAAGCUCGUGGCGAAAGUAAUGAGAUCUCUUCCAAAGCGCUUCAACAUGAUGAUCACGGCGCUUGAUGUCUCGAAGAUUUGGGGGCGAGGGUUUUUUCUUUCGGAGGAAGCGAGACCGUCAAUGUUUUGA
Molecule: messenger RNA, 1599 nt
Organism: Striga hermonthica
Lineage: Eukaryota; Viridiplantae; Streptophyta; Magnoliopsida; Lamiales; Orobanchaceae
Source: the annotation of a GenBank genome assembly